Stomoxys calcitrans (stable fly) is the source of this 2521-nucleotide messenger RNA. Its product is annotated as late secretory pathway protein AVL9 homolog. The coding region runs from base 230 to 2386 and encodes 718 amino acids. Gene Ontology annotation, cellular component: cytoplasm. NCBI's taxonomy places the organism in Eukaryota, Metazoa, Arthropoda, Insecta, Diptera, Muscidae. The record is from RefSeq and is a predicted model, not a curated record. The transcript is spliced from 5 exons.
AGUUUUUACGUUGCUUCAACAACUAAGCAUGCCAAUAUUGUGCAUUGAUUAAAAAUCGAUGCGAAUAUUGCAAAUUCUUUGUUAAAAUUUGUGUAAAAUUGUGAAAAUCAAUAACUUAAGAUUAUAAGAACACCAGAGUUUACUCACCGUGAGAUAACAUACGUGCAUUAUCCACAUUGUUGCUAAAUAUUUGGGGCUGUAGUGUGUAUGUCUUGUUGUUUAGCAAAUAAUGGAUACUGCGGCUUUGGAGGAGACUAAACCCCCAAUUUUACAUAUUUUGGUUAUUGGUUUCCAUCAUAAGCUUGGAUGUCAGGUCGAGUUUUCCUAUCCUCCUCUGGUACAGGGAUCCAGCGGUAAAAAUGAAUGUCCAAGUGGUUGGAAAUAUUUGUCGACAUUGGCCCUACCUGACGGUUCACAUAACUUUGUUGAAGAUACAGUGUUCUUUAAUUUACCUAGUCUAACAGAUCCUACGGAAAGUGUGUAUGGCGUUUCCUGUUAUCGGCAAAUACCGGUGGAGAAGUUAAAAAUUCGCACGGCAGAUGUAACACGCAGCACAGUGCAAAAGUCGGUUUGCUGUCUGGCGCGUUUACCCAUCUAUGGUUAUAUUGAAGUCAAGCUGUCUUUAAUUGCCGAUGCCUUUUUCGAAGAAGGUGAUUUUUCUUCAACCGAUCUGCUUGUGAAGGCUUAUCAAAAUCUUAAUGCUUGCCUUCUUGAUGGUGAUGAAUCAAGGCGAGCGCUGCGUCAUUUUCAUGUCGGCAUAUCGCUGCGUGAAAUUGUUUUGCAAUGGCGGCACAAAACUCUGCAAUUGUUAAAAUUGUUUUUGUUGCAACGAAAAGUCGUUUGCUUUGGAUCACCAGUGCGUGGAAUGUGUGCCCUAAUAUUGGGCAUUUCUUCGUUAAUACCACGAUUGUUGGAAAAAGGAUUUCAGGAAGUUGCUUGUGUGCGCACAUCCAGACCACUUUCUCCAAUGCCUGAUUUUACCGACUCCCUGAUUAAGUCCGGAGACUGUAGUAAGACACCAGAAACAAAAGCUGAAGCAGACAACAAGACACAAGAUAGUCCCGAUAAGGGCACCGAAAUAAUUGAAUCGUUUAGGAAGUUUUCAGAUGCUUCCUUGAAAAGUAGUGAUAAAUCGAGCAACAAUAGCUGUUCAUCGCCUACAUCCGGAGAGGAAGUUGUUCACUCAGAUUCAUCAGUAUUUGCUGCCCAAGCAGAAAAAAAUUUGGAACGUAGCAGCUCCUUUACCAAAGAUUCGAAUAUGGAUGCUUCAGCAACCCUCUCACUGUUUACCACAGUCAAUCCCAAUGAAUAUCGUGCCCCAAUUUCAAUUUUUGCCAGCGGAAAUCUUUGCUUGCCUUAUCUCUCCUUGCCAUAUAUGGAUUUGCUUACUGAUCCCUCGGUUCUGAGUUAUGUUAUUGGCACAUCGAAUGUAUUAUUCCAACAAAGACAGCACCUUGCCGAUGUUUUAGUUGAUAUUGAAAAUGGUAACCUGGACAUACGCGAUCCAGAACUAAGAAAACAGUUGGUUUUGAGUACUGAGGAUUUACGUUUUAUGGACUACAUACUGCGACAUGUCCAAGUGCCUAAAGAGGAUGCCGAAAGUGGUGGCAGUGACCAAUGGAUAAGACAACAAUUCCAGGGCUAUUUGCUGGCAUUGUUGCGCACUUCAGUGCUAGCUAUUACAAGCGAAACGCCAUUGAAAGAUGUUGACCAUUUCAAUGCAAAUUUUAUGUCAGCUUUUCACAAGACACAAUGUUAUCAAGAGUGGUUCGACGUAAGGCCGGAGGCAGGAUUUUUCGAACCUCUGCCUAUUGGACAUCCAUUCGCUGGUACGACUUUGUCGGUGGCGGAUGUUAAAUUAAAACUAGCACAAACCAUGCAGAGCACAGAGAGUGGUCGUAAAAUAAAUCAGGCUGUCAAUAAUACAAGUCGGGCUUUGUCGCAAGCCAAAGGAGCUAUAUCUUUUUGGUGGUCUUCAAUGACGACAGCACCUCCGACAAGCAGUGCUGCCGAAACACGUUCCUCAAACUCUGAGCAAGAAACACAAGAAAUAAUCUCAGUGACAUUCCAAAAUACUACUAGUGGUGAAACAAUCGAGGAAGGUAUAAGUGUACAUACCGAAGAGAAGGUAAUAUUCUCACUUAAAAAUGGCAUGGGCGAAGAUGACGAUGUCGCAGCAGCCGCAGACACAAAUGGUGAUAACAAUGAACAAAAGCAAGUUGAUAGCGCCGAAGAGAUUAUGGAAGGUAAACAAAUUGAAACUACUAAAAUUCAAAGUAGUGGCAUUGUUGAAAUUGGCAAAGAAGCCGAAGUACUAAACAAGGAAGAACAAAGUGAAAAUACCGAGUCCAGUAACAAAGUCGGAUCGAACAAAAAGCGGUGGUGAUGCGUCAUCUUUAUACUUUGUCGUUGCAAGACAUCGCAUUCAUCGGCCACGAUAUUAAUUGUAAGAACUAAUAUGCACAUGCGGCACAUAAACCAAAUCCAUGUAAAACGUUUGAUUAUUGUAGUUAUUUUCUUU